This is a messenger RNA of Arabidopsis thaliana (thale cress), 2597 nucleotides long. Its product is annotated as alpha/beta-Hydrolases superfamily protein. The record is from RefSeq and is marked reviewed. The transcript has 11 exons. NCBI's taxonomy places the organism in Eukaryota, Viridiplantae, Streptophyta, Magnoliopsida, Brassicales, Brassicaceae. Bases 629 to 1792 code for a protein of 387 amino acids.
AUUUUUAAGCUUUACAGGUCAGUCUAUAUCAGGCCACCUAGUGAGCUGGAGAAGAAAGGAACAGCAAACUCAGAAUGAACUAAAAAGGUCGAGAUUUCUUGAUAGCGCAAUGACCACACAGACCAGAGUUCGAACCUUCAAAAGGGAAAUAUAUAAUUUGUUUCUUAGUUUCUCGAGUAUCUACCACCUCGAGAUCUGAAAAUCUGAUUCUACCUUUCCAUUUUCUUUCUCAAAAGUCGUGGCUUUGAGAAUAGUUUUUUCCUCUUCUUCUCAUCAGACUCGGUUUCCUAGUUGACUCAUUUUCAAGAUCUGGGCAUCUGUCAUUUCUUUAAUAAAAGCUUUCUUUUUUUAUUUAUCCCUUUUGUUUUCAGCUGCUGGUUGCUUGUAGUAGGUAUAGUUUUGGGUGGCCUUACUUGCUUUUCAGCAAAAGCUGGGAGAUUGAGAUUUCUUCUUCUUCUCUCUCUUUAGUCUUUGGGAUCUGCGCAUUUCUCAGAAAUUAUAUGGGACUCUCGAAAGCAUGAUGCUUUUUGUUGUCUCACUUGUAAUUUGUUCGGGACUUUGUUGCUGAAGAAAACUAAGCAAUGUCUGUAGAAACAUGGUUCAUGAUUCAGAAGACUACUACUAGCUCAUGAGUUCACUGGUACUUGGAAUUAAGAUGAUUGAUCAGUUCAUCAACUUUGUAAUUCGACCUCCUAGGGCUGAGUAUGAUCCUGAUCAGUAUUUGUGGGAGAAGGAGUUUAGCCUCGGUGGCACAAAGUGUAAAAGACAAGACUUGGAGCUUACAAAUUCGAGGGGUCACACUUUGCGUUGCAGUCAUUAUGUUCCCUCAUCUUCUCGGGAGGAUACUCCUCUCCCCUGUGUUAUAUACUGUCAUGGCAAUAGUGGAUGUAGGGCAGAUGCAAAUGAGGCAGUUAUGGUUCUCCUCCCAUCUAACAUAACUGUUUUCACCCUUGACUUCUCGGGGUCAGGCUUAUCUGAGGGUGAUUAUGUAAGCCUUGGCUGGCAUGAGAAGGAUGAUCUCAAGACUGUGGUAUCUUACCUGAGAAACAGCAAUCAAGUAUCCCGUAUUGGACUUUGGGGACGAUCUAUGGGUGCAGUUACCAGCCUUCUCUAUGGAGCAGAAGAUCCUUCAAUUGCUGGAAUGGUCCUAGACAGUGCAUUUUCAAACUUAUUUGAUCUGAUGAUGGAACUAGUGGAUGUCUACAAAAUCCGACUUCCGAAAUUCACAGUUAAAGUGGCUGUGCAGUACAUGCGGCGUAUAAUUCAGAAAAAGGCGAAGUUUAAUAUUAUGGAUCUCAAUUGUGUUAAGGUUUCGCCCAAGACUUUUAUUCCAGCUUUAUUUGGGCAUGCAAGCGGAGACAAAUUCAUCCAACCUCAUCACUCUGACCUCAUUCUCAAGUGCUAUGCGGGAGACAAAAAUAUCAUCAAGUUUGAUGGUGAUCACAACUCUUCGCGCCCGCAGUCUUAUUAUGAUUCAGUAUUAGUAUUCUUCUACAAUGUUCUUCGCCCGCCUCCAAUUUCUUCAUCUUACUCAUCUAAACUUGAAAGUUAUUACAGUUUGGGAGAUGUCAAUAGCGCUACUGGUUUGGAUGAGAGUUUUCUGUAUGAGAUCAUAUCUGGUCUUCGUUCGGCAUGUAUCGAUGUUGCAAGUUCUUCUUCUGCACCUCCUGCCCCUCUAACCACAAAGCCAACGAAUGAGCUCCUUUCAGAAGCUAUGCCCAUGAUAGAUACAGUAUACCUGUUCUCUUUCUUGCUAGAAUUUUCUUCCCGUUGCUUGGUCUAUCCCUUUUGAUAAUCUAUCAAUAAUGAAACAGGAUACCGUGCUUGUGGAAGAUAAUGAUCACAACGUGGACGACCCUGAAAACUUCGAGGUAACUGGAGCAUGUGUAAAAACCAUAAUAAAUGGUGAAGUAGUAGUAGCUCUUAACUAUGUUUCCAUACACCAGUUUUGAAGCUUCUGUUAAAGACCCUCAAGUAUUGCCUUAGGAGCCCUGGUCACAGUAUGUAUUUUGAUUGUUAUUUGGCAGGGAAAGCGUAUUGAUCAGUUUGAAGAAGGCUGUUCAUUUACAAGCUCCAACAGGGAAAGCUGGGGCAGAUGCUCUUCACUAGGAGGCACUGAAGAAGAUGAGAGUUUGACAGCUGGCGAGGGUGAUCAGGUCGAGAAAACUGCUGAUGUAAACACGGAACGAAAGCCAAGAGAUUCUAGUAGAGAAGAAGAAGAAGAAGACAGUAAGGAGAAGAAGAUUAAGAACGGAGGUGAAACAGAUGCAAAGAAGCCUAGACACGAAAAAUUGGAAAGAUUGGAGGCCUUUAGCAAAAGACUGCGGCAUUACAUCCUAAAGCGAGUAAACCAUAGAAGACAUCGUUCACCUUGACAAACAAAGUUGAAGAAAAUGCUCUAAUUGUUGUAUAUCUCUGAAUCUUGUAAUGUACACUUCUCCUUCGACUUGGCAAAUGGAAUCACACGUGGCCAGUUUAACCUCAAUCAUAUCCUUACCAUUGUUUCAAAUGCCAUGCAAAUGGGCUACAUUUCUUAGAAACGCAAAACACAUCUUCAUUUUAGAUAUGUGAAUAGACAAAAACAUGUAUUGUCAAUC